AUGGAUGAAGAAGAACCAGAGCAAAGAGUCAGGAGGGGUCAACCUAGCCCUACAAUACAAGCAGCAUACACAGGAAAUAAAUUAGUCUAUCAAAGCUCGCUUUGGAAUGAUGUAACAGAUCUAAAAGAUUUUGAAAAUCGUGUUCAUCCAGUUGUAGCAGAAAAUAUGAGUUUAAAGAGAAGACUUGAACUUUUAGUAAAACUUGUUGCAGAAUCUCGCUUUAAUGUGGAUUCUUUGAAAAAAGAUAUUAAAGAAGCACAGGAUAUAUUAGAUGAACUUAAAGAUUCGACUGGUAUUAAUAUGCCAGAAGAUAAUGCUACUUUAACAGAGACUUUGGAAAAGAAAGAUGUAAAACCUGACGCCAAAGCAGAUGCAAAACCAGAAACAAAAGCAGAUACCAAACCAGACGAUAAGAAAGAUGUUAAAAUAGAAAUUAAUCCUAAUGAUAAGAAAUAA
Trichomonas vaginalis G3 is the source of this 456-nucleotide messenger RNA. RefSeq lists its product as uncharacterized. The record is from RefSeq and is a predicted model, not a curated record. NCBI's taxonomy places the organism in Eukaryota, Parabasalia, Trichomonadida, Trichomonadidae. The coding region runs from base 1 to 456 and encodes 151 amino acids. The transcript has a single exon.